Messenger RNA from Quercus robur (English oak), 1987 nucleotides. RefSeq names its product UPF0481 protein At3g47200-like. Bases 317 to 1702 code for a protein of 461 amino acids. The record is from RefSeq and is a predicted model, not a curated record. NCBI's taxonomy places the organism in Eukaryota, Viridiplantae, Streptophyta, Magnoliopsida, Fagales, Fagaceae. The transcript has a single exon.
AGGUACCCAAGCCAUCUUGGGAAUUUUGAGCUGGGUUUACACUUGAACAUUCUGUUUAACGAGUGUCCUCUACUUUUUUUUCUUUCUUCAACUUUACGAAAGAAAAAAGAUAGGAGGAAAGUAUAAAAAUGCUGCGUCAUUGUGUCAAUAGUAUCAAGCAAUGCCAAGCUUGAUAUGUCAUUAAAGUUUAUUAUACGUAUUCCCCCUGUAGAAGCCACCUCUUUUUAACAAUUAAUUGUAGUGUAGAAGCCACCUCUUUUUAACAAUUUUGUAGUAUUACAAAAUCUAGACCUGACCAUAACGAAGAAAACUUUUAAUGGAAAACGAGUCUGAAAUGCUGAAUAUUGUAGUCCAAAAUCCUGGAGAUUCAUCUUCUGGUAGUACUGAUGAGUGGUUGAAUUUCAUAAUGGGCGAUGGCUGCAACUCUGUAAUCAACCAAAGGGCAAGACCGAAGAUACAGAAGGUCCCAGAAAUGCUUCGUGAGAUUAAAUCAAACGAGAAAUGCUAUGAUCCCUUGGUGGUUUCCAUUGGUCCUUACCAUCAUGGCUCGCCUGCGCUCCAGCUGGUGGAGAAGCACAAAAUUCCAAUGACACGGCAGUAUGUCAUGGAGAGUGGAAAAGGUAUUGACGUUGUAUACAGCAAAGUAGUCGAGGUGGCUGGCAAUGCAAGAAAAUGCUAUGCUGAGAAAUCAACACAAGAGUUUGACGAUGACGCAUUUGCUCGAAUGAUGUUUCUUGAUGGCUGCUUCAUUCUGCAAUUCAUGUACUGCAUUGCAAAAAACAAGCGUCGAGAUAUGGGGAUGAAGAGUCACACUAUAGCAUUUGUGCAUCGGGACAUGUUCUUGCUAGAGAACCAACUCCCUUUUCUAGUCCUCAAGGCAUUGAUGAGCUUGAGGUUCAAAGAAGAUGAAGAGAAGGAUAUCAUCAACAGUUUCAUCGAGCAUGGUCGGGCAUUUCCUCCUCUAGUGACUUCGUGGCAGAAAAAGUUUAGUGGGGUUAUUCCUAUAAACAUUUGGGGACGAAAAGCGCCUCAACCAGAGCCACCAAAGGAUGAAGACUAUCCUGUUCAUCUUCUUGAACUCGUUCGUGCAAAGCUCAUCGAAGUUCCAAAUACACAAGAAAGUAGACCUCAAUUAAGCAGUGAUUGGUACUCCUAUCGUUCGGCCAAGGAGCUUAAAGCAGUAGGAGUACACUUCAAGCCUGGUAAGAUUCAUCUCUAUACAGAUGUGACGUUUAAACCAUCCUUCCUUAGUGGAAAACUCACACUUCCUCCAAUCACGGUAGAUGACUUUACUAAGUCUAUGCUACUAAACUUGGUAGCAUACGAAACAUGCCCUGAUGCCCCUGAUGAUUUUGGGGUCACUUCUUAUAUUUGCUUCAUGGAUUCACUCAUUGAUCAUGCGGAAGACGUUAUGGUGCUGCGAUCCAAGGGCAUACUACUAAAUUUUCUAGGCAGCGACCAAGAGGUGGCAGACCUCUUCAAUGCAAUAGCCAAAGAUUUGGUGCCCAGUCCUUAUGCUUAUGCUGAAGUUAAGGGGCGCAUUGAAAGACAUUAUAGGAACAAACUCAAGAUAUGGAUGGCGGAGUGGUUACAUACGCAUUUUAGUAGCCCUUGGACCAUUCUCGCAUUCGUUGCAGCAAGUUUUGCCAUUUUCCUUAGUGUCAUGCAGACUUACUACGCAGCAAACCCACCCAAAAGUUGAGAGAUGCAAUCAUGGUAUAUUACUUUCCAUGUACCACUGGGGGAAUGUCUCGGUGAGUGAUUUCUUUGUAUGUAUUUGCCCAUUUUUCUUAGCAAGGUCAACACAAUUGUCAUUUAACAGUCAGUAGCUUGUUCGCGUAAGUCCUGCCAUGUGAACACGAAUAAACAGAACAUGGCUUGGGCAUCAUGAGUAAUUGAAAUUGUGUUUAUUUGUUCGUAACCUAUGUAAUGCCAAAAUACCUCUUUAAGUGGGGCGAAAUAACGAAGAUAACUUAUCAUUGGGAGA